AUGUGGCUAUUGUCGGACUAUGAAGAACUCAACAUGCCCGUACCUCGUUCAUACGUCGCAACUUUGGAAGCGCGGAUCAAGACACUAGAGGAUGCAAUCCAGGCAACUGGAGCGACUUUGCCUCCCGCAGACCCCGCAUUGGGAGUUUUCGAGUCGGAGGAUGCCGGACUCGGACUCGGUCCAAGCAACGAGUCAUCGCUGUCGGAAAACAAUCACCCUGGCGACAAGUCCCAAACUACCCCCGAUGAGAGAUUGCCCGAAGACAGUGGAGCAUCCGUCGAGGCUAUCCUCGACAUUGGGCGACUGCGGCUAUCUGUUUCUCGUACUACUGAGGAUUCCGAGGAUUUGGUCGGUUCAUCGGCACCUGAGUCUUCCUAUUUUUCUUACUACGGUCCUACGUCGAGCCGAUUUUUGUCCGGACAGGCAACCGCCGAGCCUCCUGUCUCGGGCUUAUUCGGUCGCUGCGGCGUUCGAGAUAGCAUUGACGAGCGAAAAACAUCUAACCUCUUCGAUGACCCUAUCGAGACGGAGUUACUCAAUAAAUUCUGGAAAUGGCAAGACAUCCACUUCAUGGUUGUCAAUCGUGAUAUUUUUCUAGAAGCCUACAAAAAGGGAGAACGCGAGUCGGAAUGGGUAUCGCCUAUGUUAAUCGACAUGAUGUUGGCAAUUGGCGUCCAGUUUGGACACCAGGGAUAUGGGCGCAAGGCAAUAUAUGCAGCUCGCGCCGAAGCACUCGUGAUUCACGAACUAGCACGACCUACUAUGGCCACUUUGCAAGCUGUGCAGCUCUUGUCGAUAUUCCAGAUGGGAGUUGGUCGCGUGUCUGUUGGGUGGAGUUUGACUGGUUUGGUUGUUGCUAUGUCCAACAAGAUGGGCUUGCACAUUGAUUCUACCGAACUGGUUGCUCGGGGGGUUAUGAGCCAACGUAUGAAGGAUAUGAGGGAUUCAUCUUUUUGGGGAAUAUUCGUUUUAGAUAGAUUGUUCUCGAUUAUCAUGGGGUAUUCGUCCCAAUAUCCUUCCAUCCAACGUCAAAUUGGCUGGGGGCGAACCAAUCAAGACAAUCAAUCAUCACACGCUAGUCCGAUUGACGGUUCGUGGAUCCGUUUCAACAAUCUCAUCGAUAUCGUCGAAACAAUGCUCAUGGACAUCUACGCAUUCGAUGCUCCAGUACGAACCGCAAUGGAAGACUACAAUAUGCUAACGAAGAAUAAUCAAAUUAUUCAAGCAUACAUCGACGAUCUGCCGAUUAAUGUGACAGCCGAGAAGAUAUUCUCAGGGAAGGUUACUAGUUUACGUCCAGUUGCCCUCCAGCAAGUCAAAAAUUCGCAUCAUGUACAUAUUUUUAUCAACUUGUUCAUCCUUCUGAUAAACCGACCAUUUAUCGGAUCUCGCCAGGAUUCUAUGCCUUCCUCAUCGGCUCGCUCGAUGAAUGCUGCCAAUCAAGCCAUCGAACGUCGAUGUCGAGCACUUGCGUUUGGUCAAUGUCGUACUGCUGCUUUACGCAUUAUUGCGCUGGUCAAAUACUUCAUUCAUUCGCCAUGUUUUACCACUGCCUACGAUAUCUUCAGUGCUUGCACGAUCUUGCUUCUCUGUCCGAAGGACCCGGAUGCGAUGAAAGCUGUACAGACUGGGUUGACUUACCUUGACCAACUUAAACAAAGUCACUAUUGGGUUGAGUCUGCCGAAGAUUCGAAACGCAGAAUCUUGGAUCUGGCACAAAAAUGGAACGCCCCAAUCCUUUCGGAAGGGCAAUCCCCAACUAGUUCUCUCUCUCAGCCUUCGUCACACUUGAGCACCCCUCCCCAGAAUGAUGAUGACACUGCUGCUUUACUUACAGGUGGCAUUGAUCCUGCAAUAUGGGAAGAUCUGACUCAACCAAUCGACUGGAGUGCUUUUCCUAUACCCAGCAUUCAAUCUAACCCCUUCACCGGCCCAGAUGCAGCGCUCUUCGCGACGUAUCCCUCUACCGAGCUGGGAUCGAUGUACGAACAAAUAAGCGUUCCUAUGGACCUUACAACAGAUUUUACUCAAGAAUUGAAUUCGUUAUGGUACAUAGGUACACAACCUACUGUCGAGUUGCAAAAUCCAGCUCAACCAAAUGGGGGGUGUUGUGGACAGUGCUCAGGAUUUUGA
Rhizoctonia solani is the source of this 2133-nucleotide messenger RNA. RefSeq names its product Fungal specific transcription factor domain. The coding region runs from base 1 to 2133 and encodes 710 amino acids. NCBI's taxonomy places the organism in Eukaryota, Fungi, Basidiomycota, Agaricomycetes, Cantharellales, Ceratobasidiaceae. Gene Ontology annotation, molecular function: DNA binding; zinc ion binding. The transcript is spliced from 7 exons. Gene Ontology annotation, biological process: DNA-templated transcription. The record is from RefSeq and is a predicted model, not a curated record.